GACCAACAGCAUCGUGCUCUGCUGUGGAUGAGAGGGAUAAAGGCUGCUCUGCUUUUCAUCCACCACCACAUCGCACUUACUAAUAGUCGUCGUUACUGACGACGUUUUCCUUCAGUUCAACUUUUAUUAGCACUGAAAUUACUUCCUUGAAUUCCCGCGAGGACGGAGAGGACCAAAGCAUUUGUAAAAGCUCGGCAACUUUCAUCUGAGAUCUUUUCUGCAGAGUGGCUAAAAUAACAGAUUCGGAGUAAACCCCUCCAGUUCAGCGUCUCCUCGUCCAUGAAGACCAGCAUGAGGACAAACUGAGGUUCAGCUUUGUGACUCUGCUUGAUAAAUGUCAGCCCGCUGCAGUAUUUGUAUGGGUCUGUCUCAUCAUCCAAACGUUUCCCCAGGUGGACUGAACAAACUCUACAGAGCCACAGGUGUCCUCUGUCAACUCAUCUGACACCAAAAAUCAAAGCUUUCCGUUCUUCUUGUAAUUUCCCUCUGCUUCUGUUAGAGUUGGGGAUGUCUGUUUGUUAACGCCUCUCCGCCUGCCUCAUCUCUUGACGACCCGUAUAGUUUCAGCCACACACUGGACAUGGGGGACUACGACGUUCGCUCAGCCGCCAGCAUCCUGGCCUCAGUAAAAGAGCAGGAGGCACGCUUUGAGCAGUUGACCCGAGCCCUCGAGGAGGAGCGCCGCAACGUUACCCUGCAGCUCGAGCGCUCCAACCUGCCUCCCAACCCCCCAACCAGCCAACCGCUGGCAUGGCAACAAGUGGUGAUGCAGGAGCAGAGCCCCAUCAACACCACACCCCUGGCCAUGAUGCAGGAGCCGCAGGAGGUGGUGGAGGAGACGGUCACCAUAGAGGAGGAUCCCGGAACCCCCACUUCUCACGUCUCGGUGGUCACGUCUGAUGAUGGAACUACGCGACGAACAGAAACUAAGGAUUUGUCAACAAACACGAAGGUGACCAAGAUGGUGAAGACGGUGACCACCCGGACAGUCCGUCAGGUACCCCUUGGCCCCGAUGGUCUACCCCUGCCUGAGGGUACAUCCCCGUUGGGCAGCUAUGCAGAUUCCAUUGAUCGCAGAUACAUGAAGAAUGGAAGUGAGCGCUACAUCACUCCCCAAGCGACUUCCACCUUGACGCGAGGCUACAACAACUCCUACAAUGACUCCUACGUUGAAACGCCAGAAAGCCAGUACAUGCGACACUACGGCCUUCACGAUGGCUAUGCAGACUUGACGGACAACUACGGCAGUCUGUCACGUGGCGUUAACUUCAGGCCGCCGCGCUACCCAUACAUGCCCAACAGCUAUCGCCCGGAAAACAGCUACACACUACCUAUUCGCAAGGAUGACUAUGGCCAUAUGGCACAGCCUCAAGUACCCAUGGGGAGCAGCACUGUGGAUUUGAACCGCUCACAACCUGAGCGCUUUCAGCCUGAGCCGUAUGGUUUAGAAGAUGAUCGCCGCAGUUUGGGCCCUGAAGAGGAGGAGCCGUAUGAGCUGGAACCCGACUAUUCCACUGCUAGCCGCCGCACCCUGCCGGGAACUAACAGGGGCCGCACUCACCGGGAACCUCUUCGAGAUAUGCCUCGAGUCAGAGGAUACCCAGAUGACCCCAUUGAGGCAGAGCUGAUUGAUGAGCGCCAUCCUUACAUCCAUGGCAUGUAUUCAGCCCCACUGGCUCAGCCGGAGAGAGGAAGCAUGGCUAGCUUGGACCGAAUGGCCGGGCGGCGCUCUCCCUCCAUCGACAGUAUCCGUAAAGACCCACGUUGGAGGGACCCCGAUCUCUCCGAAGUCAUUGCAAUGCUCGGCCACCCCAUCGACCCCGUCAAGUCCAACGCCGCUGCCUACCUGCAGCACUUGUGCUACGAAAAUGACAAGAUUAAAAAGGACGUACGCCAGUUGAAAGGAAUUCCUGUCCUGGUGGGUCUUUUGGAUCAUCCCAAAUCGGAGGUUCAUCGGAAGGCUUGCGGUGCCCUGCGCAACAUCUCUUACGGCAAGGACAACGAAAACAAAGUGGCAAUCAAGAACUGCGAUGGCAUACCGGCGCUGAUCCGCCUCCUGAGGAAAACCAAUGACAUGGAGGUUCGAGAACUCAUCACAGGAACGCUGUGGAACCUGUCAUCCUAUGAGCCCCUGAAGAUGGUGAUCAUCAACCAUGGCCUGCAGACCAUGACCAACGAGGUCAUCAUCCCCCACUCGGGUUGGGAGCAUGAACCCAACGAGGACUCGAAGCCGCGGGAUGCAGAGUGGACCACGGUGUUCAAAAACACAUCCGGCUGCCUCAGGAAUGUGAGCUCAGAUGGUGCAGAGGCACGCCGCCGACUACGGGAAUGCGAGGGUUUGGUGGACGCCCUGCUUCACGCUCUUCAGUCGGCCGUAGGAAAGAAAGACAUGGACAACAAGUCGGUGGAGAACUGCGUCUGCAUCAUGAGAAACCUGUCCUACCACGUUCACAAGGAGGUACCGGGCGCCGAAAGGUUCCAGGACCCGUCGGCGCCGCAGGCUCCUGGAUCAGCAGGGCUCCACAGGAAGAAGAAGGACGACGCCGGAUGCUUUGGAGGCAAGAAAGCCAAAGAGGAAUGGUUUAAUCAAGGCAAAAAGAAUGGGGAGAAUGACAAAAACUACGACACAUUGGAUCUGCCCAAGCGCACAGAGCCAUCUAAAGGCUUUGAGUUGCUGUACCAGCCAGAAGUGGUGAGGCUGUACCUAUCUCUGCUGACGGAGAGCCAGAACUACAAUACCCUGGAGGCAGCUGCCGGGGCUCUGCAAAAUCUCAGUGCUGGACAGUGGAUGUGGUCCAACUACAUCCGAGCCACGGUGCGGAAGGAGAAAGGUCUUCCCGUCCUGGUGGAGCUGCUGCGCUCCGACUCUGACAAGGUGGUCCGAGCUGUGGCCAUCGCCCUGCGCAACCUCUCCAUUGACCGCCGCAACAAAGACCUGAUUGGAAGCUAUGCCAUGCGAGACUUGGUGAGCAAUCUGCCCAGCGGUCAGCAGCGGCCGGCCAAGAACCUGGAGGAGGACACGGUGGUGGCCAUCCUCAACACCAUCCACGAGAUCGUUACAGACAGCUCCGAAAACGCCCGCUCGCUCAUCCAAGCCCAGGCCAUCGAGAAGCUGGUCGCCAUCAACAGGACCAGCCAAUCGGCACGAGAAACAAAGGCAGCGUCCCAUGUGCUGCAGACGGUGUGGAGUUACAAGGAGCUGAGGAACGCUCUGACUAAAGACGGCUGGAACAAGACCCACUUCCAGCCCACUGUUGCAGUCACCCCGAAAGCAACAAAGAACGGCAAACCGGGUUAUGAUGACACCACCCUGCCCCUGAUGGAGAAGAACCAAGACGGAUACUCCACCAUUGACCAGAGGGACAAGGACUGCAAAUAUAAGACGGCCGACGGAUCAGCGGACCUGACGGAGCGAGAGCCAUUAAAGAAUGACACAAAUAGGAAACACUAUAUCAGGAGUAACAGGCCUGCGGUCAGUCUGGUGGACGCUUGUGAUGUUAAGCCCCAGCCUGUUGACUCCUGGGUCUAAAUGCAUGCAUGGCCUAAGAAAACCCUCCCAGGCCAGAAGAGGAUCUCUUGCAUCACCACUGCCAUUUCACAGAAGACCAUUCUUACAGCUGAACUUUGUACAGAAAGACGGAUUUUAAAAAGAUUAUGAUCACAUCAGCAACUACACGGCAGCCGUUAAAUUGUGCUUUUCAGAGAAUUUUUUAAAGGAUAAACAGUGACUACAAAUACUCGUUCAUCAUAACUACAUUCCCACUGGACAGCAUGUGAAUUUUUUCAGUGUUAAAUGGAUAGAGAGUGGAAGUAGGGCAAACUAUAGACGGAAGAGGAAUGUGUGCAGGUAUAGAGAGACUCGGGGAAGUUCUUUCCUUCAGUCGGAGGUGGAGUCCACGUUUUUGAGUUGGAUUUUGAAGUAAACUGGUUUGAGUUUUUCUUUUUUUUCUGAAGGUUUCUGAAAGUUUGCUAUGAGUUUGGUUGGAAUGGACAACGAAGGGAAAUGAAGGGACAGAAAUUGAACUGUAGCAUAAUGGACUCUACUACCACAUGAACUGAAACUCCAUCUGGAUUCACUGUGUUUUCUCUUUUUUUUUCAAAAUAUAAAAAUAAGUUCUGAUAUGGGGUCAAACGUGUUAAAUAGGCGAUUGUUUUUUCUUUUUUUUUAUAUAAAGAAAAUUUAAGUGGGAGUCUGGAAAGAGGCAAGUGACCCAGUAAGUACAACAGAUGAAAUAUAUAUUUUUGUUCUCCCAGCAGGAAGGAAAUCAGCAAAACCAGUAAGGAUUUCAUGUCUCCACUUACUGAACCAAGACUGUAUAAAAAAAUCACUUGGAUUGUUUAUUGAUGCAGUUUCAUAAAAGUCCUGGCUGGUUGCUGUUCAGUGUAUUAAAGAAGAUUUGAGGCAUUUUGUUCAAAAUGAAGGAGCAAGACGAGAAGGAAAGAAUAAUUUUUUUGUUUUGUUUUUAUACAGAUGUAUAUUAGAUUUAAAAAAAAAUGAAGGAAAAAAAAACAGAAAAUUCACAUUUGUUGGUUGUAUAUUAAAAUCACAUGAAAAGCAGAUCUCACUCGACCACGUCUGUAAACAACAAUUAACCACUUGUAUGAUUUCAGUGUUGUCCUGUCAUAUUAUUUAUGUUUGUCAAAAAAAAAAAAAAAAAAAAAGCAGAAAAAUCUGGUUUAAGAUGGUAAUUCCACAGAGGGAAAAACACAAAAUGUCAAUGUUGUUCUUCCCGAUCCAUAAUUUCCUUCAACCUCUCUUCACUGCCACAUCUUCAAGACGAACGCUAAGCUAGAAUAAAAUCUGUAAAGAUGUUUAUAUUAUGUCCUUUCCAAGUGCCAGUUUGUGUGGUGUUAUUUGGAUAUUAACUCAUUCAGAAAGUGGAUGCUAAAGUGAAGAGCGUGUCUAAUAAAACGUGAAAAGUUGGUUAUAUAGUCUAUAUUUUUACAAUGUGGGCAGUUGAGAAGAAUCUGCUGGAACUGGAGCUGGCAUCACCCACACCUCACUCAAGGCGAACAGCAUGUGCCUGCGUUAAAUCUUUGUGAAGUUCAAACAGCUUGCAUAUUUUACAGUGUUUACAAAGUUGUAUGUCGUGGUUAAAACAAAUAAAACUACAAAAAAAACUGUAAAUUAAACUUAGAUUUCAAAGGUUAGAUGAACAGUUCCCAUCAUUCCUUCUGUGUGUGUCCUCAGAUGUGUUGGGUAACGUUGGCGAUUCUUAGUGAAAGAUUCUGAUUGUUUUCCUGGAAACGGAGGGGAAUGUAUGCUUUUGUGGGUGUGCAGCCCUCCGUGCAUCAAAGAAGAGCCAUGCAACUGUGCGGUCAAACACACACACAUCAAAUCAAACAAGCCUACCUGCGUAGAUGCGACUGAUUCAAGGCCGUCAAAAUAAAGUAACAAAGUAGCGUUUGUACCUCUCAUGUGCCUUAACCUUUUCCAUAGUAGAACGAAAAAGUCGGAUGUGUUUUAUAAUAAAUUUAUUUCUAACCCUGAUCUGUCAUUUCCUCAACCCCAACACUCACUUCCCCUAUUUGGGUCAACUUUUCUCCAAUCGUGUCAUCACUUGAUCCACUUUGCACCCCGCCCCACUGUUGCCCCGAGUUAGUUUAGACUGUUGGUGAGGUUCUGCCUUGUAUCACAUUGUAUUAUAAACUUUUCAAAAGCUAGAGCUGUCAGAAAAAGAGGGUUUGAAUCUGGAGAAGGGAAGAUGUUCAUGCUUUCUUAGCAGGCAGAAGCGACGCCACGGUGACAGAAUGUAUUAUGUUAAUUUUACUAAUACCCAGAGGCAAAUAUUACGCUUGUUACACAUAAUGAAAAAUACUGGUUUGUAGAGUAUAAAUUUGGUGUGUUUUCAAUAAAUCAUGCCUGAGAAA
Molecule: messenger RNA, 5871 nt
Organism: Oryzias melastigma (Indian medaka)
Lineage: Eukaryota; Metazoa; Chordata; Actinopteri; Beloniformes; Adrianichthyidae
Gene: arvcfb
Product: ARVCF delta catenin family member b
Exons: 22
Coding region: 581-3529 (982 amino acids)
Biological process (GO): cell-cell adhesion; cell-cell junction assembly
Cellular component (GO): plasma membrane; adherens junction; nucleus
Molecular function (GO): cadherin binding
Source: RefSeq, a predicted model, not a curated record